GCAUUCACUAUAUCCGCUCUCCCCGGACCCCGCAUUCACUAUAUCCUCUCUCCCCGGACCCCGCAUUCACUAUAUCCGCUCUCCCCGGACCCCGCAUUCACUAUAUCCGCUCUCCCCGGACUCUUCAUUCACUAUAUCCGCUCUCCCCGGACCCCGCAUUCACUAUAUCCGCUCUCCCUGGACCCCGCAUUCACUAUAUCCGCUCUCCCCGGACCCCGCAUUCACUAUAUCCGCUCUCCCCGGACCCCGCAUUCACUAUAUCCGCUCUCCCCGGACCCCGCAUUCACUAUAUCCCGCUCUCCCCGGACCCCGCAUUCACUAUAUCCGCUCUCCCCGGACCCCGCAUUCACUCUCUCCCCGGACCCCGCAUUCACUAUAUCCGCUCUCCCAGGACCCCGCAUUCACUAUAUCCGCUCUCCCCGGACCCCGCAUUCACUAUAUCCGCUCUCCCCGGACCCCGCAUUCACUAUAUCCGUUCUC
Staurois parvus is the source of this 480-nucleotide messenger RNA. The record is from the annotation of a GenBank genome assembly. NCBI's taxonomy places the organism in Eukaryota, Metazoa, Chordata, Amphibia, Anura, Ranidae.